AGCAUCGUUGCGAGAUGCAUGAACGACUGACAUUACCGCAAUGAGAGACGUUAUGUUAUGUUGUAGACUAGCUGUGUGAGCGCUGGGUCUGAGUCGGAGCAGAUGCGGGUCUGGCCAUGAUUUGUCCCGGAAAGCAGAGCUUUGAAGCGGCGUUGAUCUUUCUGUCUGUCGCCCAGCUCACUGCAGGUUUGCGGUGUGUAUGCCAGCUUUGCGCCAAUCACACCUGUGAGACGGCCGCAGACGGCGCCUGCUGGAACUCUGUGAUGCUGAUCGACGGGAAGGAGGAGACGGUCAAGUCGUGCCUGUCUCCCUCGGAGCUGAAGGGUCAGGUCUUCUGCUACAGCUCUCGAGAUGUCUCCAAAAGGAACUGCUGCUUCACUGACUUCUGCAACAAUGAGACUCUGCACCUGCAGCCAGAGAGGCCUUUGGAAGAACCGCGCUGGAGCCGGCUGCAGCUCGCUGCAGUGAUCCUGGUGCCCUCCUGCCUGGUGUGUGUGGGGAUCCUGCUGGGUGUGGUGGUGGUGCCAGGCCACUGCUGUGCCUACAGCAGAGCCCACAAGCAGGACCUGGAGGAGCCUCUGGAUGACCAGAUGUUGAUGUCAUCCGACAAAUCUCUCAAAGACCUCAUCUAUGACAUGAGCACAUCGGGCUCUGGAUCAGGCCUGCCCCUGCUGGUCCAGCGGACUAUAGCACGGACAAUUGUUCUGCAGGAAAUUAUUGGAAAGGGUCGAUUUGGGGAGGUGUGGCGGGGAAAGUGGCGAGGGGAGGAUGUGGCCGUGAAGAUUUUCUCCUCGAGGGACGAGAGGUCCUGGUUUCGUGAAGCAGAGAUUUAUCAGACCAUCAUGCUCCGACACGAGAACAUCUUGGGCUUCAUUGCUGCUGACAACAAAGAUAAUGGCUCGUGGACUCAGCUCUGGUUGGUGUCAGAGUACCAUGAGCAUGGAUCCCUGUACGACUACCUGAACAGGUACACGGUUUCUUUGGAAGGCAUGAUUGUACUCGCUCUGUCCAUAGCCAGGGGGCUGGCACAUCUCCACAUGGAAAUCAUUGGAACACAAGGGAAACCUGCGAUUUCCCACAGAGACCUCAAGUCGAAAAAUGUCCUUGUGAAGAAGAACGGCACCGCAGUCAUCGCAGAUUUGGGUUUGGCUGUGAAACACGACUCAAGCACCAACUCCAUUGACAUACCGUCCAACCAAAGAGUGGGAACCAAGAGGUACAUGGCCCCAGAAAUCUUGGAUGAGACAAUCAAUAUGAACAGCUUUGAGUCAUUCAAGAGGGCGGAUAUCUACUCACUGGGUCUGGUGUUCUGGGAACUGGCCCGGAGAUGCUCUGUUAGAGGACUGCAUGAAGAUUUCCAGCUACCUUAUUAUGACCUGGUGCCUUCUGAUCCAGCCAUCGAGGACAUGAGGAAGGUGGUGUGUGAUCAGAAACUCCGACCCAACGUUCCUAACCAGUGGCAGAGCUGCGAGGCUCUGCGUGUGAUGGGAAAACUGAUGAGAGAGUGCUGGUACGCCAACCCUGCCGCUCGACUUACCGCUCUGCGGGUCAAAAAGACUGUGUCUCAGCUGUCCUUCAGCAAGGACGUCAAAGAUUAAGUAGAUUUGUUGCCCUGCAGAUCAACACUGGUGCUGGCACUGGUGCAACACGAAGGACAUAGUGGGCAAACUGGGAGAAGCUGUUCUCUCUCUAACAGCCUGAGCCUGCUCUCUUCAGGACAAGACCACAUUGUCCACUCUCAGAGAGCAACUUAAGCUCCGUUUUUGGUACCAAAGUAUUGUAGGGGUGUUCGUGGCGGCUUUGCACAUAGACAAUCACUUAAAAAAAUGAACCAAACAGCUGAAAUGUUGCUAGAAAGAGCCAUAAGAAAUAAGAAUAUAUAUAAUGAAUAAACAGAUUAUUUUGCUACCUCAGACAUUUAAGUGCCCAUAGCUUAAAGUUGCACAUUGUAAUGUUUGUGUGCCAUAUCUUGUAUCAAACGCAGUAUUGCUCUUUAGCUUUUGUGCCUACUGACAAUCACACAUAAUACUGAACUUUAAAGAUUUUGAAGUGCUUUAAAAAAGUUAUUGCCGUACUAAUGUUCAUUGUAUUUGUAUUAGUGGCGAUGUUACUGUACAGGAAUUCAGCUCUGAUUUCCAACUGGAAGAUAUCCGUUAGCUUAAUAUAUUAAAUGUGAAUAUAUCCAAGCGUUUUUAUUUGUGAAAUAUUACUAUCCAACUAUUGAUUUUCAACCACAUUUGAUGGCAAUGAGAGUUUGUAUGUUAGUCCAAAUACUUUUGAAUGGAUGAUGUUUCGUGAGAGACAUUCCUGGUCCCCAGAGGAUGCACCCUAUACGUUUGAUGAUCCCCAAACUUAAAGUAUAACUGAGGCUGAUCUUGACCUAUCUUAAUAUAAUCAGAUUAACCCCUUUGGUUUUAGUUAAAAGCUUAACCGUUACUCUGGCGGCCCCUUUUCAAUAUUUGCACUAACUUGUAAUCGCUUUAAAUUAUAAAGCGGCUCUCCAUAAAUUAGAUUAGAUUUGAUAUCAAUAUAUACAUAAUUGAACACCCUAAAGGGAAGUGCAGCUAUAAGCUCUGUACGCUUUCAGAUGCUGUAAAGUGCAGCUCUGUGCCAGGUGAAUGCUAGCUGUUAAAAAACCAAACAAUUUCCAUCAAGGUAAAAAGUUAUUUGUUUUAUAUUUCUCAAAUAUAUUAAUUUACACUGGAAGCAUGUUGUUGAAAUGAUAAACUCUUAGCUGCUCUACUGCACAAUUCAGAACUUCAGUAUUCUUAGUAUUGGCUUAACAACUAGUUAUGUAAGAAAACAAUCCACCCCACAAGCCUGAUACUGUUUUUUAGUUUAUGUAAAACAGCUUUUACGAUAAAAGCAAUAUGACCAAUAUAAGAUCAGAUCUUGAUCAAGUUAAAACACAUUUUAAAAUCAUAAAACAAAAGGAAAAUAACAGAAGAAGAAUACAGUUGGAGUGAUGGGUGCACAUGUGAACACCUAUGCUUUUGUCUGAAGAGGCUUGUAGCCUUAUCGUAACAGGAUUAGGGAAAGUGCACAUUGGUGAAUCUGCAUACCAUGUGUGCUUGUUGCCCAAAUGUGUGAAAGAGUGCCAGUGUAUACGUGUGUGUGUGUGUGUGUGUGUGUGUGUGUGUGUGUGUGUGUGUGUGUGUGUGUGUGUGUGUGUGUGUGUGUGUGUGUGUGUGUGUGUGUGUGUGUGUGUGUGUGUUUUUGUUUUGGUUUCAUAUCAUUCAGUGAGUCUGUUUUAAAGAAGCAAAUCAGAUCAAUCAUUAAAUUGUUGAUGUAACCGGUGCUGUGGAGAAACCCUGCCAAUGUUUCCCAUCCAUUGUGGCUUCAUCCUCAAUUAAUGUUCAUGUUUUUAGUUGCUAAGGCAGGGUAAAUGCUUCCAUGUCGCUAAUCAGUGUUGACACAUGUAGGUUCUCCUGUUAUGAAGGUUCAACCAUUACUGGUGAAUAUGUAGCAUCAGCUGUGUUGCCUGGAAAUGUUGCUGCUUUGAAAAAUAUCAUUUCACAUACUAGUCUUUAUUUUUUCCUUUCUAUGAAAUGAUUUGUUGACGUCCAUUAUGUGAUCAUUCUGUUUUGUGUGUUGCAGUUUAUAAAGUAUAAUAUUGAAAAUGCAGUACGAUAGUUGGCCUGUGUCAUUUAUAAAUGUUUCUAAUAUAAAUAUUUUGUAUCUGAUGUUUGAUCUGUGCUGAGCCAAGCUUUUAUUUUGUGUAUUAUGUCAUAUCUGCUUCUCGAAUAAUUAAUCAGGUCACACAAGAGAUAGCUAAUCAAAUAUUAAAUGCUUAUCUAUCAUUCAAAGAGGAGUGACCACCAUGUGCAAUUUCUGACUAGUGUCUUUAUAUAUUGUGUAUGAACUUGCUCGAUGUUAUCACAUGUAAUGCUGCUUUCAUAAAAAAUAAAAAAAAGUAUCUUUUGAUUUUCAAACCAAUUUAUAUCAAUCAUUUUGAUUCAAAUGAACCCAUUUUAUGUCAUUGCUCUGUUUUAAUGCCUUUACAUUUAUUUUUCUUCUUGCACUAUUUAUUCUGUUUGAAGAUGAUUUAUAUUGGUGGGACAAUAAACAGUUUUUCACUGAA
Molecule: messenger RNA, 4081 nt
Organism: Eleginops maclovinus (Patagonian blennie)
Lineage: Eukaryota; Metazoa; Chordata; Actinopteri; Perciformes; Eleginopidae
Product: activin receptor type-1C
Exons: 9
Coding region: 117-1598 (493 amino acids)
Biological process (GO): nervous system development; protein phosphorylation; cellular response to growth factor stimulus
Cellular component (GO): activin receptor complex; plasma membrane
Molecular function (GO): activin receptor activity, type I; ATP binding
Source: RefSeq, a predicted model, not a curated record